UCUCUCUCCUCGGCUUUCCCUAUAAAUUCGAUCUGUCGGUAUCCACCUUAUCAUGCAAUUCUCUCUCUCUCUCUCUAGAUCAGCACAACACAGUAAGGAUUCUCAGGUCUUUGAAGAUAUUUUCUUCUCUGUAAUCUGCAAAACUCAAAUCGACUCACAAGGGUGUGGGAGGUCUCAACACAUGGGUUCUACUCCUAAAUCAGUUGUUGAUUUGAUAGAAGCUUCAUCAGGGGCUCAUUUUUCUGGAUUUCACUUGGAUGGGUUGGAUCCAAGAAAUUCAGAGUUGGAGCAACCAACAACCUCAGCUGCAGAACAUUUGCAUAAGCAACCUUUUGUCAUUGGAGUUGCUGGAGGUGCAGCAUCAGGAAAGACUACAGUUUGUGAUAUGAUUAUUGAGCAACUUCAUGAUCAGCGUGUUGUACUUGUUAACCAGGAUUCUUUUUAUCACAAUUUGACCCUAGAGGAACUUACAAGAGUUCAUGAAUACAACUUUGACCACCCUGAUGCAUUUGACACCGAGCAACUAUUAUGGGCUAUGGAGAAGUUGAAGCAUGGGCAAGCAGUAGAUAUUCCGAAGUAUGAUUUCAAGAGUUACAAAAACAUUUUUCCAGCUCGAAGGGUAAAUCCCUCAGAUGUGAUAAUUUUGGAAGGCAUUCUCAUUUUCCAUGAUCCUCGUGUGCGAGAUCUGAUGAGUAUGAAGAUUUUUGUUGAUACAGAUGCUGAUGUCCGCCUGGCAAGGAGAAUAAGGCGUGAUACAGUUGAAAAGUGUAGAGAUAUCAAUAUGGUACUUGAUCAGUAUUCAAAUUUUGUGAAACCUGCUUUUGAUGACUUUAUACUUCCAACAAAGAAGUAUGCAGACAUUAUCAUUCCCCGUGGAGGAGACAAUCAUGUAGCUAUUGAUUUAAUUGUCCAACAUAUUUGUACAAAACUGGGUCAACAUGAUCUUUGUAAAAUAUAUCCUAAUAUUUAUGUCAUUCAGUCAACUUUUCAGAUUCGUGGUAUGCAUACUCUUAUACGUGAUGCUGAAACAACAAAACAUGACUUUGUUUUUUAUGCUGAUCGUUUGAUUCGUUUGGUUGUUGAACAUGGUCUGGGGCAUCUUCCAUUUACAGAAAAGCAGGUGAUCACUCCAACUGGUUCUGUAUAUACUGGUGUGGAUUUCUGUAAGAGGUUAUGUGGUGUCUCCAUAAUUAGGAGUGGUGAGAGUAUGGAAAACGCUUUGCGGGCAUGUUGCAAAGGUAUUAAGAUUGGGAAGAUUCUUAUUCAUAGAGAAGGUGACAAUGGACAACAGCUGAUAUAUGAAAAACUGCCAAAGGACAUUUCAGAUAGGCAUGUACUACUAUUGGACCCUAUCUUAGGCACAGGGAAUUCGGCCGUCCAAGCUAUAUCUUUACUGAUUAAGAAGGGUGUUCCAGAGUCCAACAUCAUAUUCCUUAAUCUGAUCUCUGCACCUCGAGGAGUUCACGUGGUUUGCAAACGUUUCCCGAGAAUAAAGAUUGUGACCUCAGAGAUUGAAACCGGUUUGAACAAAGAUUUCCGUGUUAUACCCGGCAUGGGUGAAUUUGGUGAUCGAUAUUUUGGCACAGACGAUGAUGACGACCAACAAGCAGUGAUGGUUCCUCCACAAUAAUUUUGGGAGAGUUUGUUAACAUUUUGGUCGUUCCAUCCUAUAAUCAUUCCCAACAAGGAUCACUACCGGAGAGUUAUAUUAUAGAGUAGUGAGCCGAACUUGUUUGAUGGACAUUAUCAGUUUUUUUCAAGUAGUCUAGACUCCAUUGAACUUGAAAGUUAAUUUUAUCGUUUUUCAAUUGAAAUAUAAAGAAUACGGGGGACUGGUUUUGAGCAAUAUGUUAUGGGUUAAUAUAAUUUUUUUUUUUUUUUUU
Camellia sinensis is the source of this 1883-nucleotide messenger RNA. Its product is annotated as uridine kinase-like protein 3. Gene Ontology annotation, molecular function: ATP binding; kinase activity. NCBI's taxonomy places the organism in Eukaryota, Viridiplantae, Streptophyta, Magnoliopsida, Ericales, Theaceae. The record is from RefSeq and is a predicted model, not a curated record.